This is a messenger RNA of Cooperia oncophora, 648 nucleotides long. The record is from the annotation of a GenBank genome assembly. Lineage: Eukaryota; Metazoa; Nematoda; Chromadorea; Rhabditida; Trichostrongylidae.
AUGGUUUAUUUUCGUUUUUUCUACAUUUCCUUCAGAGUUGAUUUACCAACACACCUGACUGAUGACAGUGAUAGCGACAACCCGAUCGAAUACAGAGAUGAUGAUACUCACUAUCGGAGCGCUCCCAGUACGUCACGUUUCGAUGAAGAGGAGGAGGAGGAUAUUCCCAUGGGAGGUCUUGCUGCGAAGGUUUUCCGUAAAGAUACGUUGGCCUUGCGACUUGAUGCACCGCCAUGUAGGGACGACAUCAGUGGCCAAACAGCAGAUGAUCGACGAACUCUGAUGCACAAUGCCUCGAUCAAACUUGCCCGUAAGUUGAGCGAACGUCCCACUGUUGAAGAGCUUGAAGAUCGAAAUAUCUUGAAAACAGCUGCUGUACGAUCGAUGGAAGAGAAGAGGAAGCUUUUGUUGAGAAAGCUGAGUUUUCGGCCGACAAUUGCACAGUUGAAAGAGCAGCAGAUUAUACAGUUCAAUGAUUAUGUUGAAGUUACACAGGCACAAGCUUACGAUAGGAAAGCUGAUAAGCCGUGGACGAGAUUGACGUCUACGGAUAAGGCACUCAUUCGUAAGGAGCUCAAUGAUUUCAAGGCUACCGAAAUGGAUGUGCAUGAGGAGAGCCGGAUCUUCACUAGGUUUCAUCGGCCGUGA